Messenger RNA from Tribolium castaneum (red flour beetle), 858 nucleotides. RefSeq lists its product as uncharacterized. The transcript has 4 exons. NCBI's taxonomy places the organism in Eukaryota, Metazoa, Arthropoda, Insecta, Coleoptera, Tenebrionidae. Bases 83 to 832 code for a protein of 249 amino acids. The record is from RefSeq and is a predicted model, not a curated record.
AAUAAUUGUCACAAACGACGCAAAUCAAACCACUGCAUAAAUAUUUCACCGAACUGGUUCAUAACCAGUAUUUACCACCAAGAUGAAGCUUUUAUACACCACACUAAUAUUUCAUUCGCUCAUUUCAACAUUUUGCACUAAACUACCUUCAAGUUUCAAAAAAUGUGAUUAUAAAAACCCAAACUUUAACCAGUGUUUAACUGAAGCCAUUCAAACCGCUCUGGUCCAGCUUAACCAUCCGAUGGUUGGACUACCAUCACUGGACCCUCUGAUGGUUGAAAAGUUCUCAAUAGGCGCAGGGACGGGCCCAGUGGGCGUCCAGGAAAAUUUCCAAAAUGCAAAACUUUAUGGAUUUACGAAAGGAAUUGUGCAAAAUGCAGAUUUGAGCUUAAACCCAAGUCAAAUGCACUUGAAUUUUACGAUAACGAUGCCCCAGUUUAAAAUUUUGGCCCAGUACCAGCUCGAGGGCCAAUUGCUACUGAUUCCGGUCCAUGGCAAGGGCGACGCCACCCUUUUGUUAAAGAACGUGACAGGUGUGGCCUUCCUCCCGCUGGAAAAAUACACGAAAAAAGGGCUCACUCAUUUGAGAAUUGUGGACGGAAAAGUGACACUUCCCAAAACUGAUCUACUUUACAUGAAUUUCCAAAAUCGGGAAAAUCGUAGCCAGGAAUUUUCCGAUAUGAUUAAUAAGGUGCUUAACGACAUCUGGCAAGCGAUUUUCAAUGAUGUGAAAAGUGGUUACGAGAGUUUUUUCACGGAAAUUACCGUCAGUUUAGCUGGAAAAUUUUUCGACAAAGUGCCACUCAGUGAAAUGCUCGAUAAUGUAGAAUGAGUUAAUAAAUAAAAAAGAAAAGUUGU